AUGGCUCGUCCGCGGCCCCGAGAAUACAAGGCUGGAGACCUGGUGUUCGCCAAAAUGAAGGGGUACCCACACUGGCCGGCCCGGAUUGAUGAACUCCCUGAAGGAGCUGUGAAACCUCCAGCAAAUAAAUAUCCCAUCUUCUUUUUUGGGACUCAUGAAACUGCGUUCCUGGGGCCCAAAGACCUUUUCCCGUAUAAAGAAUAUAAAGAUAAGUUUGGGAAGUCAAACAAGCGAAAAGGAUUUAAUGAAGGCCUGUGGGAAAUAGAAAACAACCCUGGAGUAAAGUUUACUGGAUAUCAGGCAAUUCAGCAACAGAGCUCAUCAGAAACUGAAGGAGAAGGAGGAAAUACAGCAGAUGCCAGCAGUGAAGAGGAAGGUGAUCGGGUAGAAGAGGAUGGAAAAGGAAAAAGAAAGAAUGAAAAAGCAGGCUCAAAACGGAAAAAAUCCUACACUUCAAAGAAAUCCUCCAAGCAGUCACGGAAAUCUCCUGGAGAUGAAGAUGAUAAGGACUGCAAAGAGGAAGAAAAUAAGAGCAGCUCUGAUGCUGGAGAUGCAGGCAAUGACACAAGAAACACUUCUUCAGAUUUGCAGAAAACCAGUGAAGGGACUUAACCAACAUAAUGACUGCUGAAUAUUAAGGGAAAACACAAGAAGGUUACAUGUUUGGUUGUCUAAUAUUCUUGGAUUUGAUAUGAGUCACCACAUCUGUCCAUUAGUAUCAUCAACAGCAUCCCAGUUUGUAUGCACAUUAUUCACAUUCCUAUCUAUUGUGUUUGCAGA
Messenger RNA from Indicator indicator, 780 nucleotides. RefSeq names its product HDGF like 3 (gene HDGFL3). NCBI's taxonomy places the organism in Eukaryota, Metazoa, Chordata, Aves, Piciformes, Indicatoridae. Gene Ontology annotation, cellular component: nucleus. The record is from RefSeq and is a predicted model, not a curated record. Gene Ontology annotation, biological process: regulation of transcription by RNA polymerase II. The transcript is spliced from 6 exons. Gene Ontology annotation, molecular function: transcription coregulator activity; double-stranded DNA binding. Bases 1 to 612 code for a protein of 203 amino acids.